This is a messenger RNA of Alligator mississippiensis (American alligator), 5990 nucleotides long. It is a transcript of the gene VAV2, whose product is annotated as vav guanine nucleotide exchange factor 2. Gene Ontology annotation, biological process: regulation of GTPase activity; intracellular signal transduction; cell migration. Gene Ontology annotation, molecular function: guanyl-nucleotide exchange factor activity; protein binding. The record is from RefSeq and is a predicted model, not a curated record. Gene Ontology annotation, cellular component: cytoplasm. Bases 127 to 2574 code for a protein of 815 amino acids. Lineage: Eukaryota; Metazoa; Chordata; Crocodylia; Alligatoridae. The transcript has 26 exons.
CUGCGCUGCGCUGCGCUGGGCGUGCGGGAGCGGAGCGGAGCGGAGCGGAGCGGGACGGCCGGCCGGGCGGGCAUGGGCAGGGCGCGGGCGCGGGGCGGGCGCUGAGCCGGGCGGCCGGCGGGAGCCAUGGAGGAGUGGCGGCAGUGCGGGCGCUGGCUCAUCGACUGCAAAGUUUUGCCCCCCAACCACCGCGUGGUGUGGCCGUCGGCCGCCGUCUUCGACCUGGCGCAGGCGCUGCGCGAUGGGGUGCUGCUCUGCCAGCUGCUGCACAACCUGUCCCCCGGCUCCAUCGACCUCAAGGACAUCAACUUCAGGCCGCAGAUGUCGCAGUUUCUCUGUUUGAAGAACAUCCGGACGUUCCUAAAAGUCUGCCAUGACAAAUUUGGGUUAAGGAACAGCGAGCUGUUUGAUCCCUUCGACCUCUUUGAUGUGCGGGAUUUUGGGAAGGUGAUAUCUGCAGUAUCCAGACUUUCCUUCCACAGUAUCGCUCAAACCAAAGGAAUUAGACCCUUCCCUUCCGAGGAGACCACAGAGAAUGACGAUGAUGUCUACCGGAGCUUGGAGGAGCUGGCUGAUGAACAUGACCUGGGGGAGGAUAUUUAUGACUGCGUCCCCUGUGAAGAUGAAGGAGAUGAUAUCUAUGAAGAUAUCAUCAAAGUGGAAGUUCAGCAACCCAUGAAAAUGGGAAUGACAGAAGAUGACAAAAGAAAUUGCUGUUUGCUAGAAAUCCAGGAAACUGAGGCCAAAUACUACAAAACACUUGAAGACAUAGAAAAGAAUUACAUGAAUCCACUGAAGCUGGUACUCACUCCGCAAGACAUGGAAGCUAUUUUUAUCAAUUUGGAGGACCUCAUUAAAGUGCACUUCAAUUUCCUGCGAGCCAUCGAUGUGUCUAUGAUGUCUGGAGGAAGCAGCUUGGCAAAAGUGUUUCUGGAAUUUAAAGAAAGGCUAUUGAUUUAUGGCAAGUACUGCAGCCAUAUGGAAUAUGCCCAGAAUACUCUGAACCACCUCAUCGCCAACAGAGAGGACGUUAGGCAAAAAGUAGAGGAAUGCACAUUAAAGGUUCAGGAGGGGAAGUUCAAAUUGCAAGAUCUGCUGGUGGUGCCAAUGCAGAGGGUCUUGAAGUAUCAUCUCCUAUUAAAAGAGCUUCUCAGCCACUCGUCAGAUCGGCCUGAGAAGCAGCAGCUCAAGGAAGCUUUGGAAGCCAUGCAGGACUUGGCCAUGUACAUAAAUGAAGUCAAGAGAGACAAAGAAACCUUAAAGAAAAUAAGUGAAUUUCAGAGCUCUAUAGAAAACUUGCAAGUGAAACUGGAAGAAUUCGGGAGGCCGAAGAUAGACGGUGAACUGAAAGUGCGUUCAAUAGUAAACCACACAAAGCAGGACAGGUAUUUAUUUUUAUUUGAUAAAGUCGUAAUCGUCUGCAAAAGAAAAGGCUACAAUUAUGAGCUGAAGGAAAUUAUUGAGCUGUUCUUCCAUAAGAUGACCGACGAUCCCAUGAACAACAAGGACAUUAAAAAGUGGUCGUACGGGUUCUACCUAACUCACCUUCAAGGGAAGCAGGGUUUCCAGUUCUUCUGCAAGACAGAAGAGAUGAAGAGGAAGUGGGUGGAGCAGUUUGAAAUGGCCAUGUCCAAUAUUAAGCCAGAGAAAGCCAAUGCAAAUCACCACAACUUCCAGAUGUACACGUUCGAGAAGACAACCAAUUGCAGAGCUUGCAAGAUGUUUUUAAGAGGAACUUUCUACCAGGGCUAUCUUUGCGCACAAUGUGGGGCAGGCGCUCACAAAGAAUGCUUGGAAAUCAUCCCACCGUGCAAGAUCGGUUCCUCGGCAGACCAGGACCCAUUAAAUGUAGGACCUGGUCCUAAAAUGGUGGCGGUUCAGAAUUACCAUGGCAACCCAGCUCCCCCGGGGAAACCAGUGCUAACAUUUCAAACUGGGGAUGUAAUAGAGCUGCUGCGAGGGGACCCGGAUUCCCAGUGGUGGGAGGGGAGGUUAAUACAGACCAAGAAAUCGGGUUAUUUCCCCAGCUCAUCAGUAAAGCCCUGUCCUGUGGACGCCAGGCCUCCCAACAGCCGGCCUCCGUCGAGAGAAAUAGACUACACCGCGUACCCUUGGUUUGCAGGGAACAUGGAGAGGCAGCAGGCCGACAACCUGCUGAAGUCACAUGCGAGUGGGACAUACCUGAUCCGGGAGAGGCCAGCGGAGGCUGAACGCUUUGCAAUCAGCAUUAAGUUUAAUGAGGAAGUGAAACACAUAAAGGUGGUGGAAAAGGACAACUGGAUUCACAUCACGGAAGCCAAAAAGUUUGAAAGCCUCUUGGAAUUAGUUGAGUACUACCAGACCCACUCCCUGAAGGAGAGUUUUAAACAGCUGGACACAACAUUAAAGUACCCGUACAAAUCGCGGGAACGCUCUACCUCCAGAACCUUCACUCGCUCCCCAGAUCGGUUGGUUUCCUUCGACCUAUGUGGAGGAGGAGGGAGUGCAAUGAGUCCCAGGUCUCUGACAAAAGACGCCCAGAAAAAGCCGCUGCAGACUGUGCACAGUUGUCCCAGCACCCAGGGCUCCAAGUGAAACGCAAUCAGAAAUCUUCCAGUAUUACCAACAGCCACCCUAUUACGAAUUCUUCUGCAAUCAGUCCUCUGUACAGUGUGUGUGCGUGUGUGCGUCGGGGGGUGCCACUGGCUUCCGGUCCUUGGUUGGGUUACUUGUAUAUAAGAUUUAUAGUCUAUCGGGUGUUUGUGUGACAGCAGAAGUGACCUGGGAAAGUCGCUCUCAACAGCCUAGACGAAGCACCGAGAGGCUCAAUGCAGCUGUGGCCAGAGACAUUGUCCAAGCCGGUCUUAUCAAGGGUGUUUCAGAAGCCACCGUGGUGUUGGCAGGAGGAUGGGACAGGGUGGCUCCUGGACUGAUGCCGGGAGUCGUGGGGGAAUGCUUUCAGAUCUCUGCUGAGAGGGAGCGAACUGACACCCCUUGCUGCUUGAAUGGACUCUGCUGGAUACUGGUUUCUCUGGGCAGGUUGGCACGUCGUGGCAGAGCCCACUAAGUCUGCUGGCGAUGGGAGGAGGUGGGGGGGAUGAAGGCACCGCAACCUGCUGCAAGGAGACUGCUCUCAUUUGAUGCCUGUAUGGAUCUAGGGAAGGAGUUUUUUUUAACAGAUAAGGAUGAGUCUGAAGCCAAACGACAGAGCUGGGCACACCUACCUGUUAGCAGAGACCCCCUUAUUUUGUAUCACAUGCCCUUUCUCUUAAGGCUAACUUUGGUCCCAGUAAGCUCACUCAGGGCAGAGGAGACACGGUCCUUUGUGGUGACGGCCACAUCUGGAUCAGGAGGUCUGGUCGCAUUGCAGGGCUGGGGAUGUGCCUUCCCCAGGAAGAGUUUUUGCAAAUCGUCAGUGACAUGAGGGAUGGCACAUGUGAUAAUAGAUACAAAUGUGCAUCGUUUGCUCCAGUGUGUCCGCCACUCUCAUAGCCUACCUAUCUUUCCUAUUCCUAACAAGGAUAUAUGUAAGCCACCCCACCAAACUAACGGCCUGUUCUUGCAGCCAUUAUGGCUCAUUGAGCUCAAUGGGGCCUACUCAGUAGGCGAGGGCUGUAAAACCAACCCCCAAGUUGCACAAAGCCGAUGUUAAACAGUCUCUCCUUUGGCCACCAUUUGGCAUGACGUACUUUGCCCACCUCCCAGCUGUUCAUUGCUGCGCGUUAGAGAGAAUCUGUGUUUCCCUUUCAUGUUGUCUCUCUCUCAUUGCUUUUGUGCCCUGAAUGAUGUUCAUCCCCUCCCUUGCUUUCCACGUGGCGACCCUUUUCAGUUGGCGAGGAGGAUAGUUGAGUGGAGUCCGCUGCAAGAGACUUCUGCCCUUUGGUCCCUGGACCAGAACGUCCACCCGAAGUGCACUCGUGCAAAACCACCAACAAAAAGCAAACCCCAGGGAUAUCGUUUGAAGUGCCCUUUUGCCUGUUUGCUUCCUUUCCUUCAAGGUGUUCAGCAGCCCCAUACCUUUUAACUUUGCUGCUGAGCUCUGUGUCCCUGGGCAAGAUUCUUCUGUCAUCAGCACCAGUGUAAAUCCAGAAGAGCUGCCUGCAUGAGAUGUAUGCAAGACCUAUGCAAGGGUAUGUCUCUCUCCUACAGUGCACCGCUGAAGUCCUGCCUGUCGUGACAGAAGAGUAUAGAGAUCUUACCUAGCCGUUUUGCAAGCGCUCCAAGUAUUAUCCGGGGAAGAACAGCAGACGUUGUGCUGCCAAAUUGGGAUGGAAAAGCCACGAGGAGCAUUCUGUGACCUUGGCAAGGAGGAAAACUGAAUUAACUUUGAAAAUAAGCUUGCUGUUAGUUUGGGACAAUAGUCUGGCCUCUUAUUUCGACUCGAUCCUUGGGUUUUCAUUCUUCUCCUGCAUUGGGUCUAGGACUGAGCUUGCUUACCAGCUGCUCAGUACUCCUUGUGCCAAAGCUGCCAGUGAACCUCUCACAUUGCACUGUAUGGGCUAGAAAAUAUUUCCCAGUUGAACUGUGCCCCUGCUAUAACAGACUCAUUCAGAUGCCUGCUGCCCAAAUGCCACCAUCCGCGGACCCCUGCUACCAGGCGGGCAUUAUUGUUUGCAUGCAGCCAAGUGCUCGUUCAGUGUAUGCAUCUUGCUCUGCCGAGUGAGGGCCAGGACCAAGCGGUUCGAUGGCAUUUCCAGUGGUUUUAUGAAGGUCAUUCCUUGGUGCUAACCUAUUCCAAUCCAGCUCAGUUCAUUUGAGUUUUAAUUGUUUGCCAGUCCUGUAUCUUUGCCUUUCAUCAUCUCAGCCUACCAAUACUGAAAGGAGAUGUGGCAGCACUUUGGAGAGGGGAAGGUGUAAAGGAGACUCAGGGAAGUUAAGUGCUCAGCUCUUACUGAAUAUCAAUGAAAGCAUGUUGAAUUUCAGUGCGAGUUGGACAUCCAUUUCCAUGAAGCACCGUUGACAUUUCCAGCCUACAAGCCACCCAUUUUCAAGCUGACUAACAAGUCUGGGUGCCCCACUUGAGACCUUAUUUUUUUCCCCAAAAGUGCUGAGCAGCAGCCCUUGAGAAAGGAAAACCCCUUCUAGACAUCGAAGCAAUCCAGAAUCAUUUUUGCAAAUGCAGGCCUCUCUAAUCCUGUGUAAUUGUGAGCAGACCCCAUUCUCUAAUAGCCGCAAAGAAAAUGGAUCAGAAAGAAGAAAACCCAAGGGGAUGCAUUUAUGCCUUGGGUAUUUCCUGAGCCUUUAGGUGACCCCAAUGACUAUUAUUUCACAUGCGAAGAAUCAUGUUGCGAGGGAACAUGGAAGGUGAACCCCUCUCAAACACCGUACGCCCUUCUAUCGCCGGGAUCAGAAGAGCCCUCUUUGUACUGUGCAGCACGUCGGGUAUCGUCAUCAGCUCCCAAACGAUGCAAUUUGUACACGCUCUGCCUACGCCCGAGUGACUCCCCUUACUCUUGCCCAGCACAAGAUCAGUCAUUCCUCAGAAAAGUCUCUCGUGUUUACUGUUGUAAGAAACUUGUUAAAAAGAAUUUUUUUUUUUGUUUGUAAUUAUUCAGCCGAUCGCCACGAUAUAUAUCUGUGAAUAAGAAGGGAAAAUGUUUUUUAUGAUGGUGAGAAAAUUGUAUAUAUAUUUUAGUUCAUCGCAAAACAUUCGGAGUUGUAACGGGAUACAGUGGAAAAUAAUAUGUAAAUUCCUUGAUUUUUUUUUUUUUUCCUUUGCACUAACUGGGAUAGGAGGGGCGGGGAGAGGGGAUCUAAAAGAUAAAAGGGUUGUUUAUGGAAUAGUUUAUAGCGGGGAAUUUGGAAGUCAUUUGGAGUAGCUUGUUAAUGCUGGAAUAGAAACUUUAGCUGCUACUUAGAAACCCUUUUGCAUGUGGUUUUUUCCAGAACUUUUUAAGUUACAGUACAUCCAAGUAAAUUCCACAACAAAAAUAAAAUGUAAUUUUCUUGAUACAAUUUUUUUUCCAACCAUGGUUUUUACUGCAAAUAAACAUACAUUCUUUUCUGCCUAA